Molecule: messenger RNA, 981 nt
Organism: Orycteropus afer afer
Lineage: Eukaryota; Metazoa; Chordata; Mammalia; Tubulidentata; Orycteropodidae
Product: olfactory receptor 11H12-like
Exons: 1
Coding region: 1-981 (326 amino acids)
Biological process (GO): G protein-coupled receptor signaling pathway
Cellular component (GO): membrane
Molecular function (GO): G protein-coupled receptor activity; olfactory receptor activity
Source: RefSeq, a predicted model, not a curated record
AUGUGUCUCUUAACUUUGCAGAUUACCGACCCAAUGAAUGUCUCCAAGAAAAAUUCCAGUUUUGCUUUUGUGAGUGAAUUUAUACUCCUAACUUUCUCUUUUGAGUGGCAGAUUCAGAUCCUCCUCUUCUCACUCUUCACUACAACAUAUAUUCUGACCAUAACAGGAAACGGGGCCAUUAUUUGUGCACUGUGGUGUGACCAGAGGCUCCACACCCCUAUGUACAUGUUCCUGGGAAAUUUCUCCUUUCUAGAAAUCUGGUAUGUCUCUUCUACAGUCCCCAAGAUGUUGGUCAACUUUCUCUCAGAGACAAAAACUAUCUCCUUUGCUGGUUGUUUCCUCCAAUUCUAUUUCUUUUUCUCUUUGGGCACAUCUGAAUGCUUCCUUUUAGCCAUCAUGGCCUUUGAUCGGUACCUUGCUAUCUGUCGUCCCUUGCAUUACCCUAAUAUCAUGACCAGUUAUCUCUGUGUCAAACUAGUCAUUAUCUGUUGGAUUUGUGGAUUUCUGUGGUUCCUGAUCCCCAUUAUUCUCAUCUCUCAGAUGCCCUUCUGUGGCCCAAACAUUAUUGACCAUGUUGUAUGUGAUCCAGGGCCACUAUUUGCAGUGGCAUGUACCUCCGCUCCAGCAAUCCAAAUGUUCUGCUACACUCUAAGUUCAUUAGUUAUCUUUGGUAACUUCCUCUUCAUCCUUGGAUCUUAUACUCUUGUCCUUUUAGCUGUGCUGCGUGUGCCUUCAGCCAGUGGGCGACGUAAAGCUUUCUCAACCUGUGGGUCUCAUUUAGCUGUGGUAUCACUGUUUUAUGGCUCCCUGAUGGUCAUGUAUGUGAGCCCAGGACUUGGACAUUCUGCUGGGAUGCAAAAAGUUGCAACCUUGUUCUAUGCUAUGGUGACCCCACUUUUCAACCCCCUUAUCUAUAGCCUCCGGAAUAAAGAGAUGAAGGCAGCCUUAAGAAAAGUUCUGGGAAGUUUCAACAUAAGCUAA